Messenger RNA from Lymnaea stagnalis (great pond snail), 4906 nucleotides. NCBI's taxonomy places the organism in Eukaryota, Metazoa, Mollusca, Gastropoda, Lymnaeidae. The record is from the annotation of a GenBank genome assembly.
ACCAGGAUGUGUUGAAAACCACUCAUGUACAGGCGGGACAACAAUUCAUAAUUAACUUUAGGCAGGGCUAAAGCAUUUGGUGCAUUUAUUUCUAUUGUACAUUGCUAUCUGAAGCGUUGUUAGACAAUGGCCUUCUUUGCUGGCCAUUUUCAGCGAACGUUAUUUAUACAGCCACAACAUAUUUAAAGUUUUGAGUUACAUAAGAAUUUUGAAACAUUUCGCACACCCAAGGUGAGGCUUUCUUUGUGUGUUCUUGUUCGCUUUGCUCUUGGUUAAUUGUUCCAAUUUUUUUAUAUUUUUUAUACAUUUCCUAGUCUGGCCACGAUUCAAUCAUUAAGUGUGUUUAAAAUAAUGGGGCUUGGUAACGUUUUCAUAAUAGGAAAUUUCAAAAUUUUUAUUGAGUUAAGAAUUGUUUCCUAUUUACAUUUUAUAUUAUUAUGUUUACUAUACACCCAGAUAAAUACGUGAACAAAUGCCUGUAACGUAUAAUAAAAUACUUUUCUCAUUUGAAUUGUUUCAUUUACUUAAAUUAAAUUCUUUUAUAGUGGUUUAUAUAAGUAGAGCAUUAAUGACAACAGCUUUUAAACUCAUUAUUAGUGGUAUACAUAAGUAGAGCAAUAUUGUCAACAGCUUUUAAACUCAGUAUUAGUAGAAUAUAUUAGUAGAACAUUAUUAACAACAGCUUUUAAACUCAGUAUUAGUGGUCUAUAAAAGUAGAACAUUGCUGACAAUAGCAUAGAAUGCGUGGCGUAGAAUAUUUGAUUAAUCGUUCUCAAAUUUUUACACUGCAAUAACGUCUCUAAAUUUUUCAGCCAUAAUUCUGAUAAAGAUGGGUCAUUGGAGCCGUUUUCUCACCUGUGUGCUUAUCAUGGCUGUGUGUCUCAAAUCAGUGGCUAUGACUGGGAAUCAUAAUGUUUCUUUAAAAUUGAAAUAUAACAACAGUUCAUAUGUAGACAAUGUAACGGAAAGUCAGCUUUCAAGGUUAGUGAGUUUAUAAAUCUUCAUUGAAAGUUUGAAAAACACACGCAUAAAAAUGACAUAUAGAUAUGUUUUUAUUUAUUUUAGGAACCAUCAUUAAAAUAUGGAUAGAUCUAAACGUGGCAUACAAUGGCAGCUCUAUGACAAGAUUUUUAAAAAAAAACGAAAAUGAAAAUUAUCAAUAAUUUAACUAAAGAGAACCCGUUAUUAAAAUUUUCAAAGCUUUUAAGUUGACUAAAAUAACUAUAGAUCCAAUCAGAAUUCCGAAUUUUAUAUUAUAGAAAUUGUGAAAUAAUGGAUAAAUAAUGCUGCAAUAAGUAUUACAAAGUAUUUUUAUUUUUUUAAAAAUUAAAGCAAAAAAUUUAAAAAAAAAAUAUAUAUAUAUUUUUUAAAGUGGUUAAAGUCUAAACAGUUUAUAUAGGAAUACUUUAAUCAAUGUUAUAUUGCUAAAACAUAUCCCACUCAAUGCUUAGUUUCAUUGUUGAAAGGUGUUAUUUAACAACGUGUUUCGUUUUCUUAGUAUUGGCAAAAUAUAUUUUUCAGCAUCAACUUGCCGCAUCUGUGUAACGUCUCAAAAAAUCAAGUUAUUGACAACAAAGAAGCAAGUACACAUUUUAACAUUCAUUGCAAGGUUUCUCGACAGGGAAUUAAACUCUCGAUACCGUGCAAUUUAUCUGAGUCUUCUCAGAGAUGUUUACCAGGAGUACAUCUCAAUCAUAGAUCUUGUCCUAACAUCCCCGUGUUAUUUAACAAUGCGACGAUCCUGUACCUUGAUUCCAAAAUCCUAAGUUUUCGCAACUGUUACUCUUGGCCGUUUGAAGUAAUUAUCAUUGCAAGUUGCACUUCUGUGACCCUGAUUAUGAUAAUCUUCAGCUGUAUCGUCAUCAUUCGAAAGUGUUUGAGAACCAAACCCAGUGAAAUCGUUGCUGAAAUAACUACAUUAACUGUUUGUGUCGAAACUUUAAGUAAGCCUGAAGAUGUCGCCUCUGGGGAAAUCCUAACAAAUAAUAACAUCUUAAGAACACCAUCUCCAAAAAUAUCUGAAAAAAUCAACAAUAUGCAUUCGACAGUUGAAGGGGGCGUGAAAAAACCCGAACGAGACUCUUCAUUGGCAGAUUCAGGAACUAAACUUUUAUCUGAAAUACAAACGAGUAAAUUUAUUGAUAUGCGUCAAAGCGUCAGUGGAAAUAGCGGUAGCAGCAAAAUCGAUUUCAUAGAUGAAUGUAAUGUCUACUCCUUCAUUGCAAACGAAGACAGGGAUGCUCUCCACGCUAACGCCCGAGAUCCGAGAUCUCAGCCACCAACACUAAGCACCAUUGACAGCAGUACCACUGUGGGGACAACCAGAGAUGGGGUAAAUGACACGAGAGGUGUGUAUUUUAUUCUUGGUGAAGAAAUUCGAGAUUUUCAAAACCCGUACAAUGAAACUCCGACAGUGAGAGACCGAAGAGACAGAGCAUCAUCGACCUGUGCAACGAAUAGACUAGAUUUGGUUCAGACUGAAAGAACUAUGCAGUUGAAGUUGUGUGAUACCGGGCCAAACGAUGUCUACUCGAGGCUUGGAGAGGAAAUCAGAGAGUUUGAAAAUACUUAUAACUUAUAAGAUGACUCCUGCUGAGAAGGAGACCUCGUCGUGUAACGAGUGAAGAGGAUGUGGAAAUAAAUAUUACUGUUUUUUUGCUUGAAAGCAAACGAGGCUCGUUUUCUUUGAGUAGAUGAAAAUUUUUCAUUAACUAACUCAGAUUUUAACCGUAAAUGUCUGCUCAUUAAUGUACAGAAUGAUUGCACAUUAUAUAGAGAUUAACUAUAUAAUAUGUUCUUUAUAAAUCAAUAAGGGCAAAUAUGUUUAGAACUUCCGUAGUGCACAUGAUUACAUGGUAAUAUGUUUUACAUACAUAUUAUAUGAUGAAUAAAUUAGAGUUAUAUUUUUAAUUUUGUUAUACACGAUUUGGAUUUUAAGCACUCGGUGUCAGGACAAGCUGCCUAACACUGAGGUCUUGGAACGUGCACACAUGUUUAGCAUAUUCUCCAUUCUUAGCAAGAGGUGUCUUCGCUGGUUAGGCAACGUAAGGAGAAUGUAGGAAGGAUGUAACCCAAAGAUGCUACUGUAUGGAGAGUUGGCCGAAGGGACAAAAAUUAUUGGAUGGCUACGCCAGAGAUUUAUGGACUUUUGCAAAAGGAGCCUGGGGGAAAGACAUCAUCUAAACAUUGAAUGGGAGCUCAUUGCCGAACAACGUUCAAGCCAACGAACAGCAGUGUAUGAAGAAGUAAAAGAAAAGGCAGAAGAUACGUGAAACGAGACCCUUGCAACGAAAAUAAGAAUACGGACGUCAAAUUCUUACAGGAAUCAUUAUUCUCCCGCGAGAUGCGGUCGAGAGUGUCAUUGUAGGAUUGGCCUAGUGAGCCACUCGUCAAAUUGUAGGACUGCAUAGCUACCCCAUCGUCUCGCGAAGACGGAAGGAUGCCAUAUAAUACACGAUCUAAAGAUAUACAUAUGAUUUGUAAAUUAUAUGUUAAUUUCUGUUCAGAUAAUAAAAUUAAAUGACAUGUAUUAAAUGAUGAUAGUUACAUGUUGUACCUGGGUUAAAACUGGUAUCAUUGUUGUCAUCGUAUUAGAACCACUCGAAGUAGUGUAUAUUUAUUAUAUCAGAUAAUAUUAACUUAACUAAAGACUCCGUUACUUAAAUGUAAACUAAGAUACAGUCCAUGAACGCGAUUAGGAGUGGUAAAUAUGGAUGUCAUAGUCAGCUAUAGCCGAGUUGGUCAUUCAAUAGAUUCUAUAGAUGAGGCAUUAGUUGAUCAUGAGUUAUAUCGUAUAUUUAAUAAAAUGUCCAAUAAUAUAGAAGAGGAAAGUGGUAGGAAAACCUCAAACAAACAUCGUGUAGAGCAGACUUCUAGCAAGACCCAUGUUGCGCUUUUUAAAUGUAGCUAGUAGUCGUAACUGAAAAAUUGUAUAUGAGUAGGCCUAUCAAAAUGUAGAGAAAGUGGAGGCAAACAAGUACUUAGGUGUGACCAUUCAUCAUAAACUAACAUGGCAUUAGCACGGCCAAAUGGUUUAUAAUAAAUUCAACCAAAGACUGUUCUACCUCAAAAAACUGUACAAUUUCGGUUAUAAGCAAGCAGGUCGUUAACUUAUUCUACCGUGCAACUAUUGGAAGCCUGAUUAAUUUCAAUAUUACCUGCUGCUGUGGGAAUUCAACGUCUGAUAUUAAACACCGCAUAAAUCGACUAAUCAAGAAAGCUAGGAACAUAACACAAACUAAACAUCCUUUACUGUAAGAAAUAUUUGAAGAAAGUUGUUUUUGCAAAACUAAACACAUUUUGGAUGAUACAUCCCACCCUCUUCAUCAAAGAUAUUUAGGAUCGAGCCGUUUCGGGACGAAUUCUUUCCAUCAGGGCGAGGACUGACAAAUAUAAAAAUUAUUUUGUUCUCCAAUCUGUACGAAUUUACCGGCGUGCACCCUCUAAAGACACACAUCUGAAUGAGAACUAAUAAGUCCCCGAUUUUGCUACGAGAACUCACUGAAUGGCUGUUUGAGAUCAUUUAUUAUAAGUGUCUUGUCUUCAAAUUAUUUUAUUUUUGAGCUGAAAAUGUAUAAUGCAAUAAAAAAAACAUGCUCAUUUAUUUGGAUCAAUAAAAGAAUCGUAUCUUAUCUGAUAGAUAGAUAUUUAUAUAGAAGGUAUACAAUUGAGUGGCCAAUUAGUCUAAACUGGGCAAAUCUCAAGUUGGUGGUCUGGAGAUCAAUUCCAGCCAGAGCCCAGUCAAGCAAAAAACACCACCAGAACCCCGGGUAGAUGGGACUCGUUAACCUGGGAAGGAAACUCAUCUAAGAGAAGGAAACUCUGAAAUGAAAACCCGGAGAUGGAGUCCCGAAAGGUGGAUAACAUUGAUACAAUGAAACAUUCCGACAACUCCUGCGACGUCACU